Molecule: messenger RNA, 1075 nt
Organism: Symbiodinium necroappetens
Lineage: Eukaryota; Dinophyceae; Suessiales; Symbiodiniaceae
Source: the annotation of a GenBank genome assembly
GUGCCGGCUAUUAUCGUGGAUUGCCGUGUGAAGAAGGUGAAGGCCUUUCACAAAAUGGUUGGUUUCGCGAUUGAUCGCGAGCGUGGAGGCAUGUGGUUCGAGGCCAUAGGCUCGCUACCAGUCCUGCAGGCGCUGGCUGAUAGGAUGAACCGUGGCAAGUUGGUGAUGUUUAGCAAGCUAUGCAUCAAAAAAUCAGCCUACCACAGCGGCGGUCGGUAUCUAGAUCUGUCGGCCAAAUCUGGUGCGACCGUGUCGGGCUUGCCACCUGUACAUGCUGCUUACAAAGAUCUACAGGAAGCGUUGCGUGAUGGCUAUGCCUGCAACUCGAAGAUUGCUUUGUUGGAAGGCAUGCGUCGUGGCCAGAAGGCAGAUGUUAUUGGCAAGGUGAUCGACGUUACGCUUAAAAGCUUGAAAGAUGGCAACGAAAAAGGUGAGGUUUGGCUGAAGGACGACAGCGACAGGCGUGUUUUGUGUGAGAUGUGGGGGUCUACGUUUGCAGCUUUGCUGAAGGACGUACCAGUGGGUAAGGUGGUUCGCAUCCUCAACUUUGGCGUCAUCACGCAUGACGGGAAGUCUAUUUCGCUGAGCGGUGAAUUUUUCGGAGACAGCGAGCGUGGUAGUGCCAUGGUGGAAGUCGUUCUUGCUGGCGAGCAAGCUGAACGGCUGGCGUCAGUCGAGGAAGAGGGGGGAGAGUCCAUGUCGAUGCCCUGGACAGCGCAAGGCUCGUCCAAGAUGUCAUUCGCAGGGACGUGUUUCGUUUCCUGCCUGGCGUCGGUGAAGAACUGCCCGCUAGUCCCGUCGACAGCGGGCACGAUGGACUCGCAGGGCAGUGAGGCGGCGUCCCAGAGUCGUACCUACGCGAAGGAGGCGCUCAAAGAAGAGAUCCGGGUUUUCGUUCCUGGUGUGUGGCUCACGGAUGUUCGAGAUCAGGACCCGGUGUUCUACGUUUGUGAGAACUCACACCUGAAAAUUGAUGGAUCCACGGGACUGUGCCGCAAGAGCGGCGAAGGUUGUCAGUGCAAGGCAAGUGCUGAUCCGAUUCUCUUGACCAGUGUUACUCUGGCGGAUUUCAGUG